This is a messenger RNA of Geosmithia morbida, 675 nucleotides long. Its product is annotated as Ribosomal protein S18 acetylase RimI. Gene Ontology annotation, molecular function: acyltransferase activity, transferring groups other than amino-acyl groups. The transcript has 2 exons. Bases 1 to 675 code for a protein of 224 amino acids. The record is from RefSeq and is a predicted model, not a curated record. Lineage: Eukaryota; Fungi; Ascomycota; Sordariomycetes; Hypocreales; Bionectriaceae.
AUGGGUCUCGCAUGUUUGCCGACGCUAGUCCCGGACAUCAAAGAUGUCUACGACGCCUACUUUGAAGCCUUCAAGGGCGAACCGAUCAUCGACAUCCUGUUUCCCAGCGGGGUGGACGAGUCAUUCCGCAAGCUUCACACGGAAAGCACAGCAGAAUACUGGAAGCAAAGCAAGUGCCAGUACACUGUCAAGUGCAUCGACUCUGAGACUGGAGAGGUGAUUGGAAUGGGUCUUUGGGAUCUCUACAUGCAGGAGCGCACCGACGAAGAGAUCAAGGAUCCCGGUGUCACUUGGCUGGAGGGUACCCACAAGGAGAGGGCGGAAAGGAUCCUCGGUCCACUUUGGAAGAAGAAGAUUGAAAUCAUGGGAAGGAGGCCUCAUAUCUACUGUCACGUUAUAGCCGUUAAGCAGGAGCACCAAAGGCGAGGGGCCGGGAGAAUGUUGACACAGUGGGGACUCGACUUGGCAGAGCAGCUGCGGCUGCCAAUCUACCUUGAGUCGUCCCCCCAAGCGGAAAGACUAUACCGGAAACUAGGCUUCUUCGAAGUUGACAACGUCGUCCAUGAGGCUUCAGACCUGGGGAAGGAGGAGGAUGUCGGUAUUCCCCUGAUGGUCAAGAUGCCCUCGACACUGAGUAUGAGCUUCCCCGAAUGGCGAUCAAAGUUCUCAACAUAG